This is a messenger RNA of Porites lobata, 17912 nucleotides long. Lineage: Eukaryota; Metazoa; Cnidaria; Anthozoa; Scleractinia; Poritidae. The record is from the annotation of a GenBank genome assembly.
AUGGUGGUUCCUAACAGGGAUCUUCCAAAGCGGCUUCCAUUGCUUAUCCUCAGAGACAAAGUCCUGUUGCCAGGAUCUUCUAUGAGAAUAGCAGUGAGAGACGAUGCCAGGUAUAUACAAAUCUGUUUACAUUUUACCUUUCUUGACAAUAUUCCGUCUAAUAAUUGUGUGUUUGAUCGACAGCCUACGAAUGAUCGAUUCCAGAUUACUAAGAAAGGAUACUUUGAGUAGUGUUAUCAUCGGAAUUGUGCCUCGGCGAUCAGCUAAAGAGGUUCGUAGUGUUCUUUUAUUGAGAUCUUGCCUUUUUGUGCUUGGAUGACUUCGCAAAUGUAACGAGCAGGAGUGUUAUAUUAUUGUACGUGAUCAUGACUUCUACGUUUGGUGGAAGUGACGUCAUCUUGUUGCAGGAUGACGCGCACUUCAAUGUGAUUUUUGGUGGCGUUCGGAAAUGACGUAGUUCUAAAUAAACUGGGACAUUUUCUUCCUGUGGAAAGUUUUCCUAGUUCGGUUUAUAUCAUCAGCAUUAGUUGACACUUUUUAAGUUGUAGGAUUGACAUCACUCAAAUUUACAGAUAUUCCCCCUCUCUGUCCUCCCCCCUUGUCACCACCACCCCCUAUUGGACAUGUACACCAAAAAUUCAUUAAAUAUUUUCCCUUUUGGCAUGCAUCUUGGGAUACAUAAAGUUUAUAUAUUCUCAAAUCUCAAACCAGACCAAAAUACUUUUGAAGGUUUUGGUUGAUUAGAGAUUACUUUGGAUUGUAGAUGGAGAUGAUGCUUGUAGUUUGUUUUACUUUUUUUGUAACACAGGUGCAGUCUAUUGCCAUAAAUGUUUUAGCCCAGGGGCUGGUCUAGGGGGAGGGUGCAGGGGGUGUGCACCCCCCCCUGAGAUGACCUGCGGUUUUCUAAUACAACUGGUAUUCUGCAAAAAAAAAAACUAUGUGGUUUAUUGGUGUUGAACUAGAGCAAGAGACGAGUGCACCCCCUCCUAAAAAAAAAUCCUGCAUCUGCCCCUGUAGCCUUAUUUGAUGUGAUUUAACGGAUGCCUCAUUGUUACGGACAGUUUGCUUUGUUCCUUGGGGAAAGCACUUCCUUACAUUUUGUCUAAAUUUAACCUGCUAAAUACAGACACCCCAUUAUGUUAGUGUGGACACUUUCUGUGACAUGGCUCCCUCAGUGUCAAUGUUGAUGCAGUUUGACUGUAAAAUAAAUAAGUAGGCUGCGAACGUUAACACUUUUAACCAUUAAAGUUCCAAGCGUGACCAACAUUGAGUUUCUCCUCACAAAUUAUACAGGAAAAGGUUAUGAGAUUUAAUAAAAUAAAAAUGAUCACCUCAGGGAAAAUGCUCUGAUCUUUUAACGAAUUCUCCCAACUAAUUCUUUAAGGAAAUUGUAUGAAGGUCAGUUUGGAGAAUUUGGAUAUCAGGGCUUAAUUGCCACCUGUAACAGGUGUUACAGGUUGUGGGAUAGUAUGUUCUAUAUAUAAAAGCUUUUCUAUGCCCUGCAGUUACCUUAUAUUUUAUACACCUAUUUAUACACUGAAUACAGAAAUUUACCCCAUUUGAACACAAGUCUUGAUUUCUGCUGCUGUAAAUUCUCAAUAUUUUUAUUAAAACUAUGAUCAUUAUUAUUUUCUUACGCUCUGAUUGGCUUUAGGAUGAGGAAUCAUUAUUGCAUGCCAUGGGAACUGGGGCUGUUGUGGUACAAGUAACAGGUACCAACUGGCCUAAGCCUCUGUACACCCUGCUAGUGACUGGACUCUGUCGAUUUAGAAUUGAUAAAAUAGUAAUGGAAGAGCCAUACCUGAUAGCAGAAGUUACUCAACUGGACAAACCUGCUGAACAAGGUAUAGUGCAGUGGCUAGUGCAUUUAUAUAGUAGCAUCAGCAUUUAUGAAAUUGACAUUACCAGAAAAUACUUAAUAAGCAUGUCUUGCAGCAGCAUUUCACAAACAUGAUUUCAGGGUGUGUAUUAUAUUAUUUAUUUUUACAUAUAAAUGCACAUUAUAUUAUCUUGCUCUCUUUUUACAUUCUUUUGUGUUUUUGCAUACAAAGCAUGCAGGAUAAUUAACAUAAGGGAAUAAAUUUAAAAAUAAACACCAAAGAUAAAUUUUGAACCACAACAUAUAUGUUACAGGUCAAAAUUAAAUUCAGGUUAGAUUUUUGUUAAACCUUGGUUGAUAUGAUUUAGGGCAAGGAGGUAAAGGGAAUUGAGAAUCAACCUACUUUAGGUUAAAGAAAACCUAAAUUAAUUUUGACCUCUAACACAUGCAUGUUUUUUGUUGAAAAUAUCUUUUAUUUAAGGUCAAGUUUAUGCCUGGUUGACAUUAAUCAAUUUUUGGCGUUCUAUUUUAUCUUAAUAAUUUGAUAAAAAUUGUGAAGCCAGGAGAUUGAUCUUUCCUUUUCUAUGACGUAAAAGCUUUAAUUCUAUGCCAGUUUAUAAAAUCUGGGACAAAGGUAAAUAAAGAUGUACUACUAUAACUUGUUUGAAAAUUAUGGCCAAGGAGCUUAACUGAAAAAAAAAACAUGACUAAACCUGUAUUUGCUUUCAUUUUUCUAUAAUUUUAAAUAAGACUUCUCAAAAAAUGUGUACAUAACAAAUUAUAUUAUUUUUUUACACUUUUAUUAGCAUUUAAUACUAAGAUUUUUAGUGCUAUGUCAAUAGAGAAAACAAUAUUGAAGGACUCUGUCAGUGCACGGAAAAAUGCCCUUCAUUUCACAAGACAGUAAACUUGAGGCAAUUUAAAAGUAGAAUCCUGCAGUUUGUCAGAGGUCACAUGGGGCUUUUUGCCUUGUGUAAAGAUCAGUUGCUAUGCACCAUAAAGUUUGAAACUUAGAAACAGAGACAAAACUCAAAAUAAGACUUCUACACUCACCCAAAAUGCUUCCAAAACUUGGAGAUUGAAUAUCACUAAAAAGUUUUCUGAGACCCAUAGUUACAGGUAUAAAAAUUAGCUUAUACCCUUUUUUUUCACUGUCACUUCAUUUUUUCAAACUUGGUUCACUUUGUUGUAACAUGAUUAACAUUUGUGUUUGUAGAAGCUGAAAUCAGGAAGAAUGCUGAAUUGACAACUCUUGCAGAGGAAUUCCGAUUGUAUGCGAAUGAACUUGUAGACAUGCUGGAUGGGAGAGUGCCUUUUGUUUCUAGAUUCAAGGUUAGAUUCAGAUUUAUUCAUGUUAGAGAGGUUGGGCUUUGGAAUCACAUGUUAAUCAAUUACCAGACGGCUGUUGACAAUAAUAAUGAUUGUACAUAAUUGACAGCAAGAACUGCCAAGUGUAACAUCGUACAAUAAUAAGAGUAGAUAUAAAUACAGUUUUUACUUGCAUAUUUUUGCAAUACACAAGAAAACAUUUACUUGCACCAUAAUGCAGACAGUUACUUGAAACUUAAAAGCAUAUGUCAAGAUGUGUAUGCACAGGUGGUCCAAAAACAUAGGAAGGAAAACUUUGAUGCACUUGGGUGUGUUCACUCUCUUGAUGCUUUGUCAAAAUGAUGUUGAUCAUCAAAAAGCAACUAGCAAAAUGAGUUUACUUUGUUGUAACUUUAAUUUUUCAGGACAUGUUAAGUGGAAUUCCUGAUGGCAGUCUUCCUGAUACACUUGCAGCAAUUGUUAAAGCUUCUUACCUGGAAAAGUUAGAGGUAUCAUAUCAACACACAUUUAUUUGAAUUCUUUGCCAAAAAAGAUUGAGAUAUUUAAUGACUAAAAAGUUCUAUUACAUGAAGGAUUUCUGCAUUUUCUGUACAGCCACAAAAAAAUUGGGUAAACUGUGUAGGAAGAGUAUAAUAAGAAUCCACCUGAGUGAAGGAAAUAGGGGACAGUUGCUGUAAACAUAACACGUGGAUGCACCAGGGAGGUGUGGAGGUCACACUGUCCUAUUUAAACUCCCUUGUCGCAGCAACUUAUGAACAACUUACAACAACUUCCAAAUGAAAAUUCUCCAUUCUUGUACCUACCUGUUUUUUUAUGGAUGCAGGACAGUGAUGUGCUUUUUAGACUUCCUAUAAAGUAAUGCCUUGUGUAUGUUGAUUAUUGCAGAUCUUAAAUACUGUAGACUUGAUUGAGAGAUUUAAGAAAUCCCUGAAUUUGUUAAAGAGGCAAAAAGAGGUACUAGUAACUAAUAAUAUUGUUGAUGAAUGAUACAAGACUAUGAAACCCUUGUAAAAAUCCAUUGAAAUCUGACUUGUUUCACUUCCCACCCCUACUUCCUUCAACAUGAUUUCAUGAUCUUCAGAGUUUUUGUGGAACUUUUUCCCACUGAAAUGAGGCCUAGUAAUUGGCCCGGAUACGAACAAAACACAGGGAAGAUGGGCUGUCACUAAGUUGCCGGUAUAUAUAUGUUGCAGGUAAAUUUUUUCUUAGGUAAAUUUAAUUUUUCACUAAGUACAAUUUGUAACCUAGGUAAUUUUGCACACAUUCAUUCAUUGUAUAAAGAACUUCGUUAUAGAGGUUUGUUAUAUCGAGGUUCCACUGUAAGUAGGGAAGUGAACAGCUGGAAAAAUGCCCCAUUUUCCUCUUGUUUCUGUCGAUAGUACACUUAGCUGCAUUGGUAGUCAUGCUUAUACAGGGUUUUCAUUAGAAUGCUAGUAGCAGAAGAAAGGUGCAACCAUACAGGGGGAUAUUGUGAAAGAGGCUCUACGUCCAAUCUCCAAUGCCUAAUUAAUGAACACCUGAACACCCUGCUUAUAUAAAAGAGGUCUCAAAAUCCCAUGCCCCUCUCUUGGUGAUAGCCCGGGGGGGGGGGAGAAAGACAAAAGAGGCUGUCUCUGUCUGUUUUCCUUGGGACCACACCUGCACACUUGUUAUUGGUAUUAAAGUAAAACCCCGCUAAACAGAUACCCUCUUAAUACAGACACCCCAUUAUUAAAGACAGUUUGCUUUGCCCCUGUGGAAAGAAACCCUAAUUACAAUUUCUCUAAAUAGGGACACCCUGUUAAUAUGAACACCCCCUCAGUGUCCGUAUUAACAAAGUUUUACUGUAUUUAUGUGGACCUUUUUCUAAUUUAACUUUUAGGGGUUGAAGAGCUCCAGCCCUAUGAAAGUUGAGAUAAACCGGAGGGUUUUAAAAAGUGGUACUCCCAAGGUGAUUAUUAUUUUUACAUAAAUAAUAUUUAAUUUAAAUAUUGUUGGAUUUAGCAUGCCCCAUUUAUAUACUGGGGUAUAUAAAUAUAGGUAUUUGACCAUUUUCUUAAAGUGUUCGACGUUAUUGCAAUGGCAAAGCUCUUUUAACUAAAAGCAUUUAUCAAGAUUUUUUUAUUGAAAUUCAUAUAUUCAUCUUAAGUUGUAAAACUGUUUCUGUUGAGCCUUCCUCUCUUUAGUAGAAAGUUUGGAAGCAGAAAUAUGUGGUGAUAAACCUUCCACUUUCUCAUCUCCGGUUUUGUUUGUAAUGUUUGUUUGUUUGUUUUAAUGACAGCGUGGUGGUAAUAUGAUUGUAUCAAGAGAUCAUAAGAGGAUGGGAAGAAGUUUUGAUGAAGAUGAUGACAAUGAUGAUGAAGAUGAUGUUGAAGAACUAGAAAGGAAGAUAAAGUACAGUAUCCCUGUUGUUUAUUACUUAAUUUAUUUUUUUAUGUAGGUUGUAAUUGUUAGUAACAAAGUUUUUUUUAAAAAAUAAUCUGUUUUGCAGGGGCUACACAAAUAGGGGUAUAGAAUGGUAAAUUCUCGACUUUGUGAGACUGAGAAACCUCCAAACCUGAGACUUAAAUAUUUUUAAAACUCCAAGCCCAAAACUCUGAUUGCUGAGAAUUUUGAGAUAAAGGUACAACGAAAAGCCAAAUAAAAUGAAUGAAAGUGCAAAUGGAAGGUAGUGGAAGCCCACCAAUGUGCUGCUUUGUCAUGUUUUACUGUCUUAAUCUACUAGCUUAGUUUGAUAAGCUCAGUACCUAUGAACACUGAAAAAUUUGACUCCUGAAGACCAAACGGAAACAAAAAAACAACAAAUCCGAGACUCUGAGAGCCAUUGACUUAAAAAAAUAAGGAGCCUCCAAAACCCCAAAAUCACCUGAAAACAAGACCUUGAGACACAUCAAAAAUGUUUCCAAGAUUUCAAGAUUGGUCCAAAAGUUUCUGAGACAAAUUUUUCAAGGUACCAUUCUAUACCCUUAUUAAGAGAUGUGCCACUCUGUCCUCCAAACUUAGCCCCAUUUUAGAAUAGAGUUUUCAUUCAUACAAUAAAGACAUUGCUAAGUCUCAUUCUUUGUAAAUGGGAUGAUUGAAUUCUAAUACACUCCUCCCCCAUUUUCAAAAUGUCUUCACAUUGUGUUGUGUCCAGCUAUGCAAUGUUUUAAUGUAUUUUUGUAGGUCAGCUGAUCUACCAGAGCAUGCUUUUAAAGUGGCCAUGAAAGAGCUUAAGGUAGGUAAUUUACUGGAGUAGGCCUUUUAAAAAAAAUACCAUAAUACUCUUUGUUGUCCACCAGGCUCCAACAUGUUGUCAUUGUUGUUGAAGGCGAUUGUAAGUCCCAAAAGAAAUUGAAAACAAUGCGACAAGAGGAGCCUGCAAUCCUAAUCUCCAGGUUGUUAUUAUGCAUGCGUCGCAUGUAGGCAGCAAGCAUUUUAUUUGGACUUCCUCUAAGAAUGAAUGGAAUGCACAGGACUCAAUUUGAUCAUUCAUGUUUGGACCCUCUGUCACUCGUAAUCUAAUCAGGUGUGUAUUGAAUAUCUGCACGUAAAACUUACGAAAAGUUACAGCAAUGGAGCAAAAGCAUUUUGACCUUCGAUCAUUGUCACCCGCACUCAUUAGUAUUCCUACCCCCACAUGGACUUUCUUCAAACCAUUUGUUAUUGUCCAAAUUUGGUCAUGACUGCCAGCUCAUUUUAAAGAGGGAAAGUAAACAAAAGGGAGUGAAAAAAAAAAUAUUUAGAAUGAAUUAUGAGAUUAUCAUGAAAUUUUUAGUAUUAUUAGUAAACAAGGGAAUGCACUAGAACAUAAAAAAGUGGCCAUUGUGGAGAGAGAACUAUUAGGGUUUACUACUUUACUGCUGUCCUUGGAUACUGAUCAGUACUUUUUCAUCAUUGUAGAGACUGAAAAAGAUGCCACCACAGUUCCCUGAACAUGCCACAUCAAGGUAAAAAUAAUAAUUUGGUCUGAGGUUGCAUUGUAAAAAGGUAGUCCCAAUGACUUGGACUUCUCUAGUGCCAUGUCUGUUCCUUUACCUCAUCUGGUAAACAUUUCAUAGUUGACAAGCAUGUCAUCUGUUGAUGUAUGUUGAAAUGGUGGGUACUUUCCAAAACUGAAACCCUGAUUACCGAAGUAAAUAUCUCAGGUCCAGGCUAGAGAAUGAUUGCCAAAGCAUUGUGAAUCAUCAGGAUAGCAAAAAAAGGGAAAUUCUACUGUAAAUUCACUGUAACUUAGUUUUCUUUGUUGAGUGUGAAAUUCAUUUCGAUUGUUUCCUUUCUAAGGAAUUACUUGGAAUGGAUGAUUGACCUUCCAUGGAGCAAAGAAACCAAAGACAAGUUAGAUAUCCCUCAGGCAAGGUGAGGAACCAAGUAGCUGUAGAUAUCAUUUUUUGGAAGUAUCAGUAUGAACGUCUUUGCCAUUUUGGAGGCAAAGAAAGCAUUCCAGGGGAUACUAUAUGUUUCUUUUUCCAGAGAGGGAUCAAGUCACCCAUACCCAAAUAUACUGUACAUCUAUAAUAUGGAUCUUUAGGGAGUUACAGUAUAUUGAAGAAAUUUGCAAGAUUAACUAAAUUUUAAUAUUGUUUAUAAGUAAUGAAUUAUUUUCAUUUAUUGCAAUUUUUUUGAAGGCUUGAUCUUGAUCAAGAUCACUAUGGUCUGGAAAAAUUAAAGAAGAGGGUAAUCGAGUAUCUUGCUGUUCGCAAAUUAAAAAACAGUUUAAAAGGUAACAACCGUAAUAACUUUUAUUGUUUGAAGUUAGUAAAGUUGCAGUAAGUUGUAUUUUCUUUUAAGUCUUCACAUUGAAGGCAGAACAUGCUGUACCAUUUUUGCUUUAUAGUUAACCAGUUAUGACACACAGUCAGACAGUUUAGUAAGAUUUUUACUGAGAGAGCAAACCAGCCAGUCGUUUAGUCUUUGUUUUAUUUUUAUUGGGUAAGUUAGCAAGCUUCUCAUGUGGUGGUACAUCUCCCUUUGCAUUACAGGACCAAUUCUGUGCUUUGUUGGCCCUCCUGGAGUUGGUAAGACAAGCGUAGGAAGGUCUAUUGCGAAUACACUCGGCCGGGAAUUUCAAAGGUACUGGACAAAUUCCCAUAACUGUGUUUGUAAUCUCUCCUUCCUUGUUAGCUUGUUAGUAAGAAUUUUCUAUUAUUUUAUUUCUCUUUCAGGAUAUCACUUGGUGGAAUUUGCGACCAGUCGGACAUCAGAGGACACAGGUGUGUGAUGAUGUUUACUUACCAUGUUGAAUGCAUCCUAUAAUUAAUUACAAACUACUCCUUGGAGUUAAAUCCUUUUUGUUCAUGGUUGACAAAAAUAUCAUAUUUUAUUAUCAAAACCCGGUAAUUCAGCCAUGACUCUAUCAAUAUUAUAAUCAUCUGGAAGCGAUGAAAUGAAAAGACUUUUCACUUCACUGACCAUGGACAAGAGAUAAAUCAUUGGUCAUGUUUUUGUUUUUAAUCUCUUUUUCAUUCUUAAUUUUUGUCGUUUGUAAAAUGCUUUUGCCACCAAUUGAAAGUCAUUGCUAUUUUACAAGUGUGGCCGAAGAUUUGAACUCAGGACUACCGUGAACAAAUCCAGCUAGCGGUCAGGGCAGGACUUGAACAAGGGGCCUCCGGAUUACAAAUCUGGUGCUCUAACCACGCAGCCAUACUGGCUCUAGUUAAGAAGUGUAUCAGGAGUCUGAAUGGUAGUCUCCCUUCCAGCCAUUGUUAGUGUCAUCACACAAUUCUCCUCCAGGUUUGUGGGUAGGAGCACUGCGUGACGACACUAAAAAACGGCUGCGAGGGAGACUAUCUGAAUAUGGGUACGUGGGUACCUGCUCAUUAUUGUGACCUUUUUAGCAUCGUCCCCUUCCUUCUUUUGGUUUCUGAUUUCUUUAAAUUGAGGUGAUUUUGGUUGGUAUCUUGUUAUAGGCGCACUUACAUAGGAUCCAUGCCAGGAAGAAUUUUGAAUGCAUUGAAAACAGUUGGCGUCAAGAACCCAGUCAUCUUGUUGGAUGAAGUGGACAAGAUGGUGAGAUGACUUUGCCGCUAGUUUGUGGCAGAAUUAAGCCUAAAAAAGGGCUUUUCAUACAUGUAAUGUUCAAUCUAAAAAGUAACAAUAAAUGCUUUAAUUGUGCAAUUUAAUACUACAAAGUGUGACAUGUUGAGAAUGUUUUUUUUGUGUUUGUAGGGGAAAAGCCUUCAUGGCGACCCAGCUGCUGCUUUGUUGGAGGUCUUGGAUCCUGAGCAGAACUGGACAUUUGUAGACCAGUAUCCUAUCCUAUCUUUUACAGUGUAUUUGUUUGCCUAAUACUUGCUUGACUUUAGAAUACCCAGACACUUCUUGGCAUCUUAUUGAAGAGUAAAUGUGUCCCUUGUGUUAUGUGUCAUUCUUUAUAGUGUUUCAACUAGUGGCUGGAUAUUCUGAAGUUACUCUCGCCUCUGACUCCCUAAUACUUUUGCAAAGUGUUGGUUUUGUUAUUAAAAUUCAUCUUGGGUACGUCACUUUUUUUAACCGAAAUUACUUUGAUUCCAUCCGAUCGAUCCUGGUCUCCUAUUUAACUGAUUAACCCAGCUUCCGAUUGUUCCGUCCCAAUUAUUAAUAAGAAGUGGGGCUCUAUAAUAGCGGAGCUGCACGUGCAAUUUGUUUUUUUGCUAAUUAGAUCUAUUAGUCUUGAAGCCAUUUUCAUUGUCGUCCCCGUUUAGCAUUACACGAUUUUUUUUUUUUUUGUUUACAAGUAUUAACCAGAGCUUCGCUUUUAGCCCUGGCUAAAUCUAUAUUUUAGUGUGAUUACAAGAAGUUUCCUUAACUUACAUCUAGCUAUCUGAACAUUCCAUUUGAUCUUUCACAAGUGAGUACUUCAAAAUGAUGUUCGCUUUACACUUCAGACCAAACAGAUGUAGUUAUACCAGUCCUAUUUUGUCUGCAGGUUCUGUUCAUAGCCACUGCUAAUACAGUCAGCACAAUUCCUCCUGCCCUGUUGGAUCGAAUGGAGGUAAGCAGUCCAGAGAAUACUAUUACUCUCAGAAAGUGAGAUAGUCUCAGUUCUGAGAAUUCCUUCCCUCGUACACAGAGAUCGAGAUGUUCUUUGCGCGGUGGUUAAGCAGUCGUGAGGCUCUUCCUCUUUCUAAAAGCAAGAGAGAUUUUUUAGGGGUUACAAAGGCUGCCUAUACCCUUCUUACAGGGCGAGAGAGAUAAUGUUCAAAAUUGAUUUCAUUCUAUUUGAUGCUUAUUUUUUCAGUUAAUCAUGGUUCCAGGGUACACGCAGGAAGAAAAGGUCGCCAUUUCAAAACGACAUCUUCUACCCAAACAGUUGAAGGUUUGUCGUACACACUCUGGAAAUUAUUCAAUUUGCUUCUUUUUUACCGACUUACUGUUGAAGAGAUUCUAGCAUCGUAUUUGAAAGAUCAGAUGUUGAUGAUUGUUUGUAUUUUUCAGUUUUCCUUCGUAGUUUAUAAUUAUAAACUAUUUUGCAAUCGACGAGUAAAUCUUUUAUGGUUUGUUUCAGGAACACGGACUCACUGCUCAAGACAUUGACGUUCCCGACAAUUCACUCAAGGCGAUAAGUAAGGGUGCUUUUUGGAAUAUAGUAGAAAAAAGAUCCAGUAACCUCUUUCUAAGACGGAUACCUUUGGAAAAGUGUUCGUCUCACAAAGAGUCAAACAAAAUGUCUGAAGAACGAGAGGGAAUAACCGUUUUAGGGGAGGAUGUCUGUGUUAUAAGGGUUUGCCGCUGGCCAUUUUUACCCCUCCCCGGCAAAAAUUGUCUAAAACGGCGGUUGCGCAUGCUCUGAUUGUCUCACCUUGACCGAGUUGUUUAGACUGAGUUGACCCGGCUGGGCGAACCAAAGUGUUUCUGUGGAGAAAAGUUGACCCGGCUAGAAGGUCGUCUUUACCAUGACAAAAGCCGAGCCAACUUUUUCUUUCAUCUCAUGUAAACUGUUCGCCAGGUUUCGUAAGGGAAUGUCGUAAUGGAAUGUCUACCGGGGACAACUUUUCUCUGUAUAAACGGGGGGAUAUUUUGAUUCGAUUUCAUACCCGAGAAUCUAUAAUCUCUCUUCAGCAUCAGAUUCCUCAUCGUUUGUUAAUUCGCACUUUUUAUUUUGUUGAAAGAAAGAAAACUUCAUGAACUAAGAAAAAAAAAUGAAAAUGUGUUUUUCCUUGCAGUUUCUAAUUACACUCGUGAGGCCGGGGUACGAUCACUUGAACGGAAGAUUGGUGGCGUGUGCAGAGCAGUCGCCGUGCGGGUAGGGACAUGUUUUGGCCUUAACUUAAUAUGCCCUUACUUUACUUACUUUGUUUCCAGCGGGAAAACAGGACUACCUUUUCAAAGUACAUGUACCCCUAUUCUUCGCGGGUAAAAAUGUGUGUUACAUUUGCAUCCCAACCGGAAUUUUGUAGCCUGAAUUUCAUCCGAUUACUUCGAGUCGUUAUUACUCCCUCAGUAACGACGUUACUGAGGGAGUCAUCGGAUGAAAUUCAGGCUAUCAGUAAUCGGAUGAAACUCAGGCUAGAAUUUUGGAGUUUCUUGGUAAAUGGAAAGCGCCUUAUCUGUGGAAUACCAAAGCAGCCAUUAUUUAAAUCCCGUUAUCUCGUGCUUCCAUGGUAAAAAUAGCUACCGACUUCCUGUAUUUCGUGUUUAUUUCUUCACUGAUUUUCUUACAUGUAGGUCGCUGAAGCCGCAAGAAGUGCAUCAGAGAAAACUAAAGACAGCGGUAAAGAGGAAUCUAAAGAACAAGAGGGUACAAGCUCCAAGGCUGAUUCUACCAACACUACAGCUGUUACUGUUACGGACAGAAGGGCGUUCUUGGUCACUGAAAAGUUUUUAACUGAUGUGCUAGGGGUGAGGUUCUCAUUUACCUUUGUGUUAAAAGACUGCUGCUCAUUAACUUCCUUUGGAAGCAAAAUCAAACAAUUGGAAAUUUGUAAUUAGCAAAGAAAAGUCUUUGGCAAAUAGUUAGUUAGACUUCAAGUUUAAACCUGUGAAAGCAGUAUUUUUUUCUGUGAGGGCCACGUGUCGAUUAUUAAAAGAUACUAAUUGCUUCUCUCGAUGAAGAGCUCUUCUUUGUGUUAUUGUUAUCUAAUGACAUAAAUAUUUUCCAGCCUCCUGCGUUUGAAUCUGAGGUGGCUCAAAGACUUUCUACCCCUGGGGUUGCUGUCGGUGAGUGAUGGGAUUUUUGUUUAUCUUUUAUGCUCAUCGGUCUCUUCCAAGUACUCGUAAAUUCUUGACGUCCUGAAAAUAUGCAUAUAUCGCUCCUCGCGGCUCAGGGAUAAGUCUGUGAAGUAGUUUGAAAACAAUUCAUUUUGAGAAACGUAAGCUAAACGUAGGUCUUUCAUUUGAAUGAUCAAAUCUUCAAAACACUUCAGAGACUCAAAAACUAGGGCUUCGUUUCACGAUGACGUGAAUUUCCUUUAGCAACCAGCAUUAUUUUUUGUUUGCUUUAGGUUUUAGAUUUAGCAAUCCCUGGUAGUUGUAAUCAAAUGUCAUGAUCGUGGGUUUAAAAGAUCCCAAACGACAACUCUUUUUAAGAGUAUUUUAAAAAAAGGCCAAUAGCACUGGUGACUUGUCUUGCAUGUGACUUGAUUUACAUGCCUUUUUCAACACCUGUGCCACCUACGAUGGCUGUCAGGGAACUAGACUUGCAAACCGUUUAGAAACGUAGUUUAAGAACCGAUAUCAUUUCUUUUGAUAUUCCAGUCAACUGGUUCCCAAGUUUAUCCCUUACUACACAAUACCGUCUGCUGUCAUUGUGGUUUUUAACCGCGUGUUUUCUUUUUUUGUUCGCAUGUUCUCCUCAGGUUUAGCGUGGACGGCCAUGGGCGGAGAAAUCAUGUUUGUUGAAGCCACGCGGAUGGGAGGGGAAGGAAAAUUGACCUUAACAGGACAGCUUGGUAUGUGUCUCAUAUAUACUUAUUUAAGACAUUUCCUCAAAAUACUACUAGAGAACCACACAAAGGAACUUGUCUCAAAGAUUUAAUUUCUCUGCUCUUAAAUUUGUCCACCUUUUUUUAGCCUGUUCACAGACCCCCUAUUUUCUCUUUGAGCGCGCGUGAUGAUAUAUAAUCCGCAGGGGAUUUAUUGACCGCCAGCACAAGGGGUAGGGGUGGGGGAAGAAAAAAAUAGACGAUUUUUCUUUCUCGCGCUCCACGCUCGUUCUCGCAAGCUCGCUUUGCUCGCGAGCUCGGCGAUGUUUUCGGAAAGAACGAGAAGAAACAUUAAACAACGUCUGUGUACAGGCUAACCUUUGUAGACCUCAUGAUCAGCACGGUAAAGGUUACUAGAUUUACAAGGAGGAGUAAGAUAUAUUCUCCAAAAUGCUUUGCUGCUAAAAUCAGUAGACUUUUGGGUAUGAGCAUAAUGUUUGCCUUAAUCUUUAGGGGAUGUCAUGAAGGAGUCUGCACAGUUGGCGCUAAGCUGGCUUAGGAGUCGUUCUGUUGAGGUGUAUAUUUUUACCUUAUUUAGUAAUCAAAAUUUGUAGUUAUUCUCAAAUUAGUAUCGUAAUGCUUUUAUCAAAGCAAAUAAAGACUGAAUUGCACCAAAAUCUGAUAAGCUGUUUCAAAUACCAUCAAAUCAGCUUGAAGCUAUGGUUGCGGCACUCUUAGCCCGAGAGAACGGUUUGACUUUCAAUUGGCUGAAAAAGUUGCCGCCGUUUUCAAAUCAGCAGCAGUGCUUAGGAAUGCCCAACCAAAGCGAGUACGAACGACUUUAUCUUUAACAAAUGUAUUACCAAUUCCAUUGGCGGAUGUAGACCAGGGCCUCCUUCUAAUUCUUAGGCCAGUCUAGAGCACGUAGGGCUGAGAAAAAUUCAGUAUUUUCGAUGCUGGGCCCCCUUCUUUUCUUAGGCUCUGGAUGAGCGAACCCCCACCUACUUGAACAUUUGAACCCGUCCCUGAUUUUCUCACUUAUUCUGGUGUUGCGAUGAUUUUGCGUGGCUAUAUUAAUGGAACCGUAAGCAACUGUGGAAAUGAAAACAAUGUAACAGUUACCACUUAAAGAUGUUUCCGGCAACAACAAUUUGUUAUCUGCCCCCAUUGAAUUUACAAGUACUAAGCUAACUCACUUCUUGUUCGUCUAUCUCUUUUACCGUUAUAUAGUUUUUCCUGACGUCAGAGGACGGUAUUGACCUUCUGGAACGUACAGAUGUUCAUAUCCACUUCCCAGCAGGCGCUGUGGGUAAAGACGGCCCUUCUGCUGGUGUUACCAUUGUAACUGUACUUGUUUCACUAUUCAGGUAAGUUUUCCAGGGACAAUGCGAUCUACUUUCGCUCAAUUUGCUUUGUUUCUUCGUUUCCAUGCCUCCCACUGCGUGAGUAAGUAUUCAUUCCACACAUCAUUUUGUGGGCGUGGUGUUGUCAUAUACUUGGUGCUAGGCAGUGGCUCGAUUUCCGUGGUGAUCUCCUUGGUGCUGAAAAGGUUGCUGCCCUCCUCGGUAUAUCCCCUCCAAUACUAUUGACUAAGUGUUUUAACAAGUUUUUCCAUUCAGGCGUAAUAUGGUCAUAAUUAUCAAACUACAGUAAUAGGGAGCUUAAGUGACGAGGUUAAUUUUUUAAGCGCGACGCACGUCAGGUGGAAGUGGACUUAUUGCCUUUUUGUUUUGCUCAAAUUUUCGGGCAAUUCGUCUCUAUAAGAGUACGCGUGCUUAUAGGUAUGUUAAAUGUGGCGAUGAUAGUUUAUAGUUUUUUGUUGUCUCCCCAGUGGCCGAUGCACCCGUUCUGACACAGCCAUGACAGGUGAAAUCACGUUAAGAGGCCUUGUUUUACCGGUAAGGCUUGUAUUUAAAAUACAAUUUUAGUUACCCUUGGUCAAUGGCGUUAUUUUGAUAUUUCGAGUUUUAGAAAGCCUUUCUAGAAAAAGAUAGAGAGAGAGAGAUAGAACUAUUAGCACUGAUAUGGUUAGUAUGAAAAGUGAAAUUGAAUCGCCUCUGAAUUGUUUUUGUUAGGUCGGUGGAAUCAAGGAAAAAGUACUGGCAGCUCAUAGAGCUGGUCUGAAAAGGGUGAUAUUACCAAGGCGGAACGAAAAGGUGAGAAAGGGGCUUGGUAGCCUGUGCCAGGCUCUCAGAUUGUAUAGUGGGGACGUAUUAAACGAGCAAAGCGAAAAUAAGACGCGCGCGACUUGGCAAAGGGGGCCGGUGGCGGCGGGCCCCGUCUCUCCCCAGCCCCCGCGCGUUUUCUUAUUUUUGAACGACUUUUCACUUUCACCACUAUCUCGGAACGAAAAGGUGAGAAAGGGGUUAAGCUAAAGUACUGAUUCUAACAUCGAGAAUGCAGGUGUAUAUUUUCUCGCAGCCUCUCUCGAGAUAUUUUAUAUUAGUAAGAUCUUUCUUGUUAGUUGAUAAUUUUUCUUUGUUUUUAUUAUCUUUGUUUUCUCUUGGCCUAUUCCCCCUUUGUUCUUUUGGCUUUUAGUAUUGCGUUGCACGUAUUUUUAGCUUAUUUUAGUUCUGUCUUUUUUGUCAGUAGAUAAUUUUUGUUUGUUUCUUUCGAAUGUAGGAUCUUUCAGAGCUACCCGAUAACGUGAAGGUAAGAUACCAUGCAGUCACAUUAGAGAAUUUCAAAUCAUACUCAUACACAUUUUUGUUUCAACGAUUGUUGAGUUUGACUAUGCGUGGGUCUCAGACCACGAUAUGUUUAUCAACUGAUCUUUGGCAACUACAACAAUCAUGGGAAAAGGGACUCUUUGUGUAAACGCUUCAAUCAAGAAAUGCUACACCUUUUCUUGGCGAUAGCUGAAAUGGCUUACUAUAGCGAGGGGAGACUGGGUCGAGUCCCCCUAUUCUUCCGUCGCUUUUUUGUUGUUCGCUCUAUUUUUCACCCCGCGCUUUACUAUCUGAACGAAUGUGUGUAAAGCAUUGUUCUUCUUUUUUUCUUAUCAGGACAAGAUGGACUUUAUCUUGGCUAACAGGGUUGAGGAUGUCUUACGUGCGGCUUUUGAUGAUGAAUUUCCUGGAAUUCCACAGGCUGUAAGCGGGAAACCACUGAGCAGCAAAUUGUAAUAAAGUAUUAGAUAUGGUGCUCAAUAUCCAAUCGACCUAUUAUCUGUAAAGAGAGAUGUGGGGUUCCUGUGGUGAGUGAUCUCACGGAAUUUAAUUUUGACAUACUCUCUGAUAGCUUACAAUGACAAAACAGGACUAAAGCCCCAUUCACACCAAGGCUCAAACAUGUUUAAAGACUGUUUAGUUAAACAUGGUUUAAAAUUGUUUCCUUCCUAAAAGCUACUUGCUGCAAAUUUAGUGCAAAUUACAAAGCGUGUUGAGUUUAACUUGAAUACUGUGUAAAAACCUGUGUUCCAGUUUUCCGUGUCUGUUUUUCAUUUUUUAAAACCUGGUUUAAUUAAAAAAUGUUUAGCUAGUAUGAAUGGGGCAUAAGCUAGUUGUAUUAAAAAGAGCCAAGAAUUUGAGUUCGUCGGCUUGGCAGAGUAACAAUGCAUGUAGUAUAUCAUAGAACCGUACCGUAAAGAUAACGAGUUAAUGGGCCGCACUUCUGAAGCGACUUAAGGUGGUAAGCAAGCCAGAUAACCUUACCAUUCGCCAUUUGCAUUACCCCGGAAUACACCUUGUUUGACCCCUCCACCGCCCCCCCCCCCCAAAUUUUGCAUAACCUUUGUUUUUCAUUUGUCCUGGGUAUUACAACCGUCCGAAAAGAAAUUGAAAACAAUGCUGACGCAAAAUUUUGGAGGCAAACAAGGUGCAUUUUUGGAGAUUUGCAAGUGGCGAAUUUUGAGUUUUGGAAUGUAAUAAAUUAACAAUGCAAAAAAAGUUUGUAUGAAAAUGCUAUUUGAAUGUUUUGACGAAGGUUUACAGCAAUGCACGAGGUCAUAGUUAUCCGAAUUUCUAUAACUGAGGCCCCGUCCAUACGAUUCAUUCCGAGUUCCAAAAAAUUUCACUUUCAAAACGAGGCUAAGUGCGAAACCUUUGUUGUAAAAAUGAGUUUUAUUUGCAUCAUAAUUAAAAAUCAUUUUCAUGUCAAUGGCUUCGCACUUAGCCUCGCUUUGAAAGUGAGAUUUUUUGGAACUCGGAAAUGGCCUAUUGAAUUGGAAAAUAUCCGGUUUCAGUCAUCUACACGGAUUUGGAUUCGCGAAUCCGGGUUCCUUCUGUUGGUAUCGUGGCACAGAUUACGUACAACAAAAGAAACAAUACAACCAAACAAUUAAGCCCACAGGAGAACCCUACUGUUUGGUUCCUUUGUUUCUUUUGUGAUGGACGGCACCUGGAGAACGACCCCAAAUCCGUCGGAUCGUAAAAAUAGCAACAACAACAACAAUGGAGAGCAGAUUCAAAAAGAUGCGUUUUCAGUGAGCGAGUUCACUUGUUUCGUCUAGAUGGAAGGCGGGGAAGGGGCCAUAGAAUGCCGCAGGAAUGAACGCCGUCCACACAAAUCAGGAUAUUUUUGCAACCCGAAAAUAUAUACGUUUUUUUAAGAAUCAGCCUUCUGUCUGUACGAAACCAAAGAAUCUGGUCACCGAAACCGCUCUCUAGCGUCUUUGGAUCUAAAGGAUUUUCAAAUUCCUGUAAAUAAUUGCAACCGGUUACUGACUUUCAAAUGCGGUUUCAGCUUACCCGGAUUCGUGUGGACAGGACCUUUUUGUGACGAAUCAUAGCAUGCUCAUUUCCUUAGAAUCAAUUAUGCUGGAUAGUACUCUUCAGGGUUCGUAUAGAGUCUUGAAUUCUUGAAAAAGUCUCGAAAUUUCCCCAGCAAUUUUCCAAACGUGCAAAAAGUCUGGAAAAAUGGCAAAAAGCCUUGUUGUUUUUUUUAAAGCUACAACAAGUGCUGUCAAGAGCCAUAAUAGGACAGAGAGGGACACUCAGGGCGUUGGCCGGGAUAUCUUAAUCCCA